Molecule: messenger RNA, 1062 nt
Organism: Durusdinium trenchii
Lineage: Eukaryota; Dinophyceae; Suessiales; Symbiodiniaceae
Source: the annotation of a GenBank genome assembly
AUGUUGGCAACUUCCAUCUUGGAAGAACAUGAGCAAGCAGUUGGCGCCUCAAAAUCGUUCAAGCUCAAGAGCUCCAAGCUGCUUCAGCACAUGAAACGCCUGAGAAAGUCAAAGAAUGAAAGCUCAGCCAAAUUGUUGGAGGAUGAACACCUUCAAGCAGAUGUGAAAAUAUCCUACAUCGAUGUUGGAUCUGAGACCGACCACCCAGUUCUCAACAUACAAGACUUUCUCAGGAUGUUGGGCCAGUGUGGGCAACUUGAUGUUCUCACAGGUGGCUUGGAUCUCUUCAAGGCCUGCCAAGAGUUUUGGCACCGUUACUCUGAGGAAGAUAAGUCCCACCCAGUCUUUACUGUUCAUGCAGACCACCUGAACAGGUGUGUGCCAAUGUGUGUGUACGCCGACGAAGGCCAGUCGCACAAGAAGACAUCUUUUAUGGUCUUGGCGACCCAACCCGUGAUCGGCAAAGGCACUUUGGCGAGCCUGAAGAGACCUGGAGCCGAGUCUGAGAUGGGAGCGAACAUGGCUGGCAGUAGCCUCAUCACCCGCUUUGUGUUCAGUUGCAUGAGUUCAACUCUGUACUCAAAGAAACCGGAAGUGUUCGACAAGUUGGCCAAUGAACUUGCUACGCAGUUGGACGCAGGGUUCAAAGAUGGCAUUUCUGUCCUUUAUGGAGGUGAUGAAACUACGCUGUACCCAGUUGUCUUGUACACCAAAGGCGACUGGCCAAUUUUAAAGCGGCUGGGUGCCUUGAACAGGACGCAUCCUCAAGCCAUCGCCAACCUCAGUGAGAGCAAAGGUGUCUGUCACCUUUGCAUGGCGGGUACAGAGAAGUACCCAGACUGGCACCAAUGCCAUCAGGCAUCGUGGAUGUGCCCGGAAUCCAUUUCGGACCCGCGACCUCCCUGGUCUCAGCAAACUUUGUUUACACAGCUAUUGGCAAGAUCACCGAGUCUUUGGGGGAAAACGUGGCUUUACCGCCCGGACCUUUUCCACACUGUGCACAAGGGGGUUUGUGCAGAGCUCACGGGGUCUGGAUUCGCAACUCUGGAUUCCUCCAACUAA